This is a messenger RNA of Acaulospora colombiana, 585 nucleotides long. Lineage: Eukaryota; Fungi; Glomeromycota; Glomeromycetes; Diversisporales; Acaulosporaceae. The record is from the annotation of a GenBank genome assembly.
CAACAGGUCACAUCUUUACAAGAGGGAUCAAAAUUUGAUUGCCCAUCCUCGGAAUCAUUCAGGCUGUCAACAUUUGAGGCGAGUCGGCGGUCUAUUUUGAUGGUGCACGGGAUGCUGGUCGAAUGGUGGGGUCGUGAUGAGGCGUGGGCUCCACCAAAUUUUGUCAGUGGCGUUGAGCUCGGAAAACAGGGAUCACAGGAUGCAUAUCAGCAAGGAAAGUGUGGGUAUUCAACUAGAGUCAUUACUGGAAUCGUCAAUAGUAGCGGGGAAGCGUUGCAGGCCAUCUCUUUGUCCAAAGACCCAGGGAGGUCGGGGUUUGACAUUUGUUCAGUAAGUCCAGUGCUCAAGAGCGCAACCUUGUUCAGUGGAUCAUUUUGGAGAUCACCUUUCACUUCUGAUCUGGAAAGAUGCGCACACGUUACCCAAUUUAGGUUCAGACCACCGAAGGAAUAUAUUGAAGAUUCACCGGCCGUAGAACCAGCAAUGAGAAAUGGAUUGCUCUCUGGUGUUUUCUGGCUUCCUAAACGCGAGAGUCGUCAUCACGAGCUGUCCAAACGUGCAGCGCACAUGAGAGGGUCGACACAG